CUCAACGAUAGACAAUUGACCAUUUUCGGCCUUUUUACGUGCAUGAAUCUCACUCGAAAUGGGAAGCGGAAAGCCAAGAGGUCUAAGGACAGCUCGCAAGCUGCGCACUCACCGCCGAGAUCAGCGAUGGCAUGACAAGGAUUACAAGAAGGCUCACUCAAGUACUGCUCUGAAGGCCAACCCGUUUGGAGGUGCCUCUCACGCCAAGGGCAUUGUUCUGGAGAAGGUCGGAGUGGAGGCCAAGCAGCCCAACUCUGCCAUCCGCAAGUGUGUCAGGGUGCAGCUCAUCAAGAACGGCAAGAAGAUCACAGCUUUCGUACCCAACGACGGUUGCCUCAACUUCAUCGAGGAGAAUGACGAGGUCUUGGUUGCUGGAUUCGGUCGAAAGGGACACGCCGUCGGUGAUAUCCCCGGAGUUCGAUUCAAGGUUGUGAAGGUGGCCAAUGUCUCACUGUGGGCUCUCUUCAAGGGCAAGAAGGAACGUCCUAGGUCAUAGAUGGUUUGGCAAAGGAUUACUAUCAAUAAAAUAAACAUGUACAUGUAGGCAA
Messenger RNA from Lytechinus pictus (painted urchin), 548 nucleotides. RefSeq names its product small ribosomal subunit protein uS12. The transcript has 3 exons. Gene Ontology annotation, biological process: translation. Lineage: Eukaryota; Metazoa; Echinodermata; Echinoidea; Temnopleuroida; Toxopneustidae. Gene Ontology annotation, molecular function: structural constituent of ribosome. The record is from RefSeq and is a predicted model, not a curated record. Gene Ontology annotation, cellular component: ribosome; cytosolic small ribosomal subunit. Bases 59 to 496 code for a protein of 145 amino acids.